Dermacentor silvarum is the source of this 696-nucleotide messenger RNA. RefSeq names its product calcium load-activated calcium channel-like. Gene Ontology annotation, biological process: endoplasmic reticulum calcium ion homeostasis. NCBI's taxonomy places the organism in Eukaryota, Metazoa, Arthropoda, Arachnida, Ixodida, Ixodidae. The record is from RefSeq and is a predicted model, not a curated record. Gene Ontology annotation, molecular function: calcium channel activity. Gene Ontology annotation, cellular component: cytoplasm; endoplasmic reticulum; endoplasmic reticulum membrane. Bases 96 to 650 code for a protein of 184 amino acids. The transcript is spliced from 7 exons.
AGAAACAUUACCUGGCAAGCAACAAUGUAGACAUUGUGAAAUCAACAGUUUCCGUUUUUGUAGACUUAUUCGGCUGAUCAAGCUUUGGAUCCAGAAUGUGGUCAGACACCUUAUUAAUACUCGUAAUUUCCAUAUUCACGGCCUUGCUGAGCGAAGGUUUGACAUGGCUGAUGGUGUACAGAACCGACAAGUACCAGAAACUAAAGGCCGAAGUUGAGAAACAAAGCAAACGACUGGAAAAGAAAAAAGAGGCUCACGGUGAGGCAGCCGCCCGACAACAGAAAAAGAAAAUAGAGCGGGAAGAAGAGAAGUUGAAGAACAAUAACAGGGACCUCUCACUUGUGAAAAUGAAGUCAAUGUUUGCAAUAGGCUUUGCCUUUACAGCCCUUCUCAGCAUGUUCAAUUCAAUCUUUGAUGGCCGGGUUGUCGCCAAAUUGCCAUUUGUGCCAAUUUCCUGGAUCCAAAGCCUCUCGCACAGAAAUCUGCCUGGAGAGGACUAUACAGAUUGUUCCUUUAUCUUUCUUUAUAUCCUCUGUACCAUGUCCAUCAGGCAGAAUACACAGAAGCUGCUUGGCUUUGCUCCCUCUCGAACAGCAAAUAAGCAGAGUGGUACCCUCUUUUCACCAGGGCCUCAGCAAUUGACCAGAUAAAUUCACCCGUCCAAAAUUGUGUGGAAAUAAAACUUCUGAAGUGUGA